Euleptes europaea (tarantolino) is the source of this 319-nucleotide messenger RNA. RefSeq names its product cytochrome c oxidase assembly factor 5. Gene Ontology annotation, biological process: mitochondrial respiratory chain complex IV assembly. Gene Ontology annotation, cellular component: mitochondrion. The transcript is spliced from 3 exons. Lineage: Eukaryota; Metazoa; Chordata; Lepidosauria; Squamata; Sphaerodactylidae. Bases 1 to 225 code for a protein of 74 amino acids. The record is from RefSeq and is a predicted model, not a curated record.
AUGCCCAAGUACUACGAAGAAAAAGAGGCCGACAAGCGCGCAUGCGCGGGCGUUCGCGAGGACCUCCUGGAUUGCUUGUGCAACUGUCCCUGCAUCCAGGAAGGGAAAAGUGUCAAAGACUGCUUAAGGGAAGGAUACUGCAGUGGUUUACGGGUUUCAUUUUUUGAAUGCAAAAGGUCACUGUUAGAUAGCAGAGCAAGAUUCAGAGGAAGAAAGGGAUACUGAAGCCACUCAUUAAGCAACAGCAAGCAUGAACAACCUUGGAUGCUCUGAUAUCUCCACGUUAAAAGACUGACCAAUUAUCUUAUUGGCCUUUCCC